Propithecus coquereli (Coquerel's sifaka) is the source of this 2439-nucleotide messenger RNA. It is a transcript of the gene FAM194C, whose product is annotated as chromosome unknown open reading frame, human C3orf20. The coding region runs from base 1 to 2439 and encodes 812 amino acids. The record is from RefSeq and is a predicted model, not a curated record. NCBI's taxonomy places the organism in Eukaryota, Metazoa, Chordata, Mammalia, Primates, Indriidae. The transcript is spliced from 16 exons.
AUGAGCUGCGGCGCGAGUAACCGGGAGCUGUACCUGCAGUACACGGCCGCGGCCCCCAGGCUGCUGGCCCGCGUCUCCCAGCUGCUCGUGCUCUGCCGGAACGCGGGCGUGUCCGUCCCGAAGGGGGUCAGAAACAUCUUUGAGUUCACGUGGGAGGAGCUCAUCACGGACCCCGCGGUGCCCACCCCGUCUGACAUCCUGGGCCUGGAGGUCAGCUUCGGGUCCCCCCCCGCGGCGCUCGUGGAAGCCCCGCCCGUGCAGGUCCUCGCCCAGAAGAAGCCCCCGCCACCGGGGCCACUGCCACCGACGCCGGCGGCCACCAGGGCGGCCAGGUACCCCGCGGCCUCCCCCAUGCAGGCCCACGGCCAGGAGACGCUACGCAGGUUCCAGCGACAGUCCAUCCACCUGCUGACGGAACUGCUCGGCCUGAAGAUGAAGGCCAUGCUGGAGUCUGCGUCCGUGGGCGCCAGCCCCCUGGACGUCGCCAGGCGCUUCGUGGAGGCCAGCCGGCUGCUGCACCUCAACGCCAAGGAGAAGGCCCUGGACUGCCUGAUGGGCGCGGCCGGGAGGAGCGACCACAGCGGGCAGAUGGGGAAAGAGCCCUCCAUGAACAUCUCCGCCAUGGGCGUGAACUCCCCCUAUCAGCUGACCUACGAGUCUUCUACCGCCUGUCUCAGCUUUUCCCUCUCGACCGGGCGGGAAGCCAGGAAGAAAACAGGCAAAUCGAAACCCGCGGACGACGCGAGCCCGCCGCCCAUCCAGCGAGGCGCGGAGACCCCCGCGGACGGCAUCGAGGUCAGCGACCCCUGCCCCGAGGCCCGGGAGAAGCUUCAGGAGAUGUGCCGCCACAUCUACCCGUCGGGAAACAUGGCCGCGUGCCAGAUCCCCACGUGCUGCCCGGGGAGGACCAUCACCUGCCUCUUCAACGACGGCCCCGGCGUCUCCUUCCUGGCGCUGUUCAACGCCGGGGGCCAGGGCUGCGUCCAGUACAGCCUGAAGACGCGCUGCCCGUACGUGCUGGUCUUGGACGAGGAAGGCGGGACCACCAACGACCACGAGGGCCACAUCGUGCACAAGUGGAGCUGGGCCUCCAAGACGGAGACCGUGCUGUCCCUGGAGUACAAGGUGAACGAGCACAUCAGGCUGAAGGUGCUGGGCCCGGACUCCAUCGCGGUGACCUUCACCUCCCUCGACGAGACAGUCCGGCUCACCGUGUCGGCCAGCAACUGUCCCCACGGCCCGGCGCACGACAGACGGCUCGUCCGCGGGGUCAACGGCGCCGAUGACAAGGUGUCGAAGAUGAGCCGGGCGCUGGCCGAGAUCAAGAAGCGGUUCCAGAGGACGGUGGCGCAGUUCAUGAAUUCCGUCCUGCUGGCGGCAGGGCUGUUCACCAUCGAAUACCCCGUUGUUGGGAAAUUCGGCCGGCCGCAGACGAGGCCCGGAGCUCACCUCGAGCGGAUCCCCAAGCUGAACGUGCAUCCGGGAGAAACCCCUCCGCGGUCUCUGUCGGCGCUGCCAGAGUCCUCCGUGGUGGAGUCCGUGAAGGAGGAGCCGGCGUCUGCCCCCGUGAGCCCUGUCCGGGGGAAGAAGACCGUCCGGACCCACGCCAAGGCCACCGUCACGCCCAGGUCGGCUUGCCCUCCGCGGCGUCGGGCGCUACGGUUCGCAGGCUGCGCAGAGAGCGCCAUGGGCGUCCGAGGCAAGGGCCGGGUUUGCCCAACAGAAUCGGGGACCCUCCGAGGACAGGCCACCCGAGUCGGUCUGGGCCGGGCUGCAGGGAUUUUCGGGCCGAGGAGGAGAGAGCUCGUCCGCGGGGUCAACGGCGCCGAUGACAAGGUGUCGAAGAUGAGCCGGGCGCUGGCCGAGAUCAAGAAGCGGUUCCAGAGGACGGUGGCGCAGUUCAUGAAUUCCGUCCUGCUGGCGGCAGGCUGUCCCAAAGCACAGUUCUCGGCGGCCCUGACUCCUCCAGGCUGCCCCUGCCGGGCCCACGUGGGUGACCGCGGGCCCCUGCGGGCCUGGGCUCUCCUGCCCCCUGCUCGUGACCCCGGGAACAAGCGGACAAUGUUCGCGGCAGGGAAGCUGCUCUUCGGGGGCUUCGUCCUGAACGGCUACGGCUUCAGCCGGCAGAACCUGCUCAAGCAGAUCUCCCGGGCCCGGCGGGACUGCGCCAUGGGCCACUUCCUGCCCGACGGCUACAAGUUCAGCGCGCCGAGCUCCGUGCCCAGCCGGGACGACGGUGCCGCGCCCAAGGCCCUCGCCGUGCCGAAAGACACCCAAGGAAGCUUCUCGUUGGCGCCGGGCGACAGGGUGGAGAAGGAGCCUUCUCCCGAAGCCGAGAAGAAGGCGAAGGAGCCGGCAGAGGAGCUGCUUGCCCUCGGCACGACCCGCAGGGGCAGCAGGAAGCUCUCCAGCUGGAGGAAGCAGCCCCCCAAGAAGUGA